UUCCGAGGGGUAGGGGGUGCUCGUUCACCAAGGUGGGGUUGGUUGAUCGACCGUACCCUCCGCCAGUUUUCUAGUCGUCCUGACGAGCUCGAACGUUCAUUCUACCUCGAUCAGCCGAACUCGCCAGUUCUCUACCAUCCUCCAGAGAGAACGUCGCCACGAGAGAACGUAUCCGAGAAAGAAGACUUACCAGAAGUCUGACCUGUAGAGAACAGUCAAGACUAAGAAAGAUGAUGUACGAUUGGGUGUGGUUACUGGCUCUAUGCUCUCUCAUCGUGAUAACCCAAUCCUUGCCGACGAAUCUGGCGGAAGACGGAAAAAAGACUGAUCAAACGAUGAGACCAAAACCUAAACGAGCACAGGAGAUGUUAAUGUUUGGUAAUCAACAAAAUCGUCAAGCAGAAAGCAACACAGGUGGAUCCUCUUACUCGUCUACCGCAGAAAAGAGAACUCUAUCCUCGUCAGGAUUGGGUGGGCUGAAAGCAGCUCUAGUCGAGGAAGAGAAGUCUUCUCGUUCCAACACACCGAACAAUGCCAUGUACGAUCGUGAUUCCUUUUCUCCCUACGAAAAGAACUACGAUUACAGUAAGGUCCUUGUUAACGAGCUAGGCGACGAGAUGCCUCAAGUAUGGGAUGUUCCUGCGUACUCUCGUUACUACAUGAACGAGGAUCGUCGAAAGAGAUCCGAGAAGUCUGCAACAAGCGGAUCAACCACCACGAAACCGUCUACCUCGUCGUUCCAAUCCUCGACAUCCACUCAGCAGUCCGCGUCACAGACACAGGCGAAGAGAAGCGUUCCAAUUUAUCAAGAACCACGAUUCAAGAGGGAAUUGGAUAUCGAUCCGGAGGAUGUGUUAACUCUGUUGUCCCUUUGGGAAAACGAGCGUCGCAAACGAAAUUGGCACAAGUACAUGAACGAAGAGUACGAUAACGUAGACGACGAAGACAAUCUUCUUGACGAAGAAGAUCCUAGAAAUGUUAUCCCAUGGAUGGAUUCAUCGGUGUACCCUCCUCGUCAUUAUAGUCUGGACUCUUUAUCACCGUCAGACAUAGGAAUUAUACGUACUCAUCCAUCUAGCUAUUAUGAACAAUACGAGAACCAGUAUGGUCAACAAUACGAUGGUACUCCUCAAUAUGGCCUUGUUUAUCCUCAACAAAGUUACUACAAUGUCCCUGAGAAGAGGUUCAUGGUUUCCAGAAAACGCUCACAGGCAUACGAUCCUUACUCCAAUUCUGCUCAGUAUCAGAUAAGCACUCAAUCGCGAGGAUACCCAUACCAACACCGCUUAGUCUAUUAAAAUGGCCCGUUGUUGCUCGAUAAAAAUACGUAACGACAAAUUACAUUAUCGAGAACGUGAUCAAGAAAAGCGAGAGAUAUAAAGAAUUUAGUAAGAAAAAGAGGGUAACGAACUGACGUUUUCGGACUCACGUAUACGCAAGACAAGAAACUAAUAAAUAACACAGAAAUUUCGAGAUUCUCUGACUGAACGCCUCUCUCUCUGACGCCCCCGUUCUUUUAGCUACUCUGUCUUCGUUCUGAACACAAUAAUACGUGCUCGAAAGACGAACAAGAGAGGACUUUACUUUAAGAAACACGGUGCUCAGAAAGACUAUACACGAUCUACAAGAGCCUGCUGAAUAGACAAUAGCCAUUAUGGUAGAAGUUUCAAUUGUUUGGCUAACAAUGUGCGUUGCGUAAGGACUUGUGUUAAUUUCAUUUUGAAUCUAUCUGAUACAUCUAAUUCCAGCAUGCUCUUGUAUUAUUUCAUUAACACGUUGACUGCCAUAGGACAGUUAAUUAAUUCUUUAAUCAACUUGAAUGACUAAUUUUUAAUUAUUUGACUAACUCGAAUUUGUAACAUCUCGAACCUCGUCGUAGUUAGCGUGUUAAAUGAUAAAGUUAUAAAUUCAAGCUCUCCUUGCUUGCAGCACGGGCAGGAAGAGCACCGAUCAAUCGUGCGACGACUGAAAUCGUUAAAACAAUCUUAGCGUACUCGAAUUAAACUAUCCUCGUGCUUGUCUGACUGAUAUUAAAAAUGAAUAGUUACUUUUUCAUGGAUUAGGUUCGAAGGUAGACGCAUAGUACUCGAUCCGACUAGACAACCGUAGUAUUGGCGAUGGGAAUAAAUGGUCGACCUAAAAUAAAAAAGGAGGACAAGAUUUCAUUUCGGGACGAUAGGGAACGAUAGAAUAGAUAAAAAUGAAAGACGAGGCUGAAAUGUAAUUUUAUAUAACUUACCAUUCGUUUCGCUUAUAUGUAUAUCGUUACAUAUGCAUUGUCGUCAAUUUCAUACGACUCGUGUGUAUGCAUUUCAUCCCCUUUAAAACUUAGUUUGCAAGAGGGAUAGAGAGAGAUACUGUACACAAAACGAAAUCGAAGAUACAAGAACAUAUAGUGUAUAUAUUGAGUACUGAAAAUACCAGUUUGAAUCCAAUGAUAAAUGGUCGGUAUCGUGAGCUACAACAUAUCUUCUAUUGGAUUCACACUUUAUAUUCGACGUGCUGACACAUCGAUACCCUCCUAUCCUUACUUUAAACAUAAUUGUCAAUUAAUUUUCUAGCCGUGUACAGACUUAUACUAUUCAUCGAUCGCCGCAAGAAUAAUCCUCGAUGGUUUACUUCUUACAGCGGCAUAUCGGCUAUCAAUUAAAAUUUUCCGACUCGAUGGUAUUAAUUAACGUGCUGUGUCUUGAAUAACGAUGAUCGUGUCUGUAAAACAUGGCAUCUAUAUUAGUACAAAGUAAUUGGUAAUGUAUUACUCGUUUGAAAAUGAUAGUACUUAAAAACUAAUAAGAGGAUUCAUCGAGUUCGUGAAAUUUUAAUUCUUCUCUUGCUGCGAGUGUAAAGUGUGAAGUAUCUUUUUAACGAUAAUAAUCCAUCGUCUUACCAUUGUCACUGAAAACAAAAGGAAAGAUAAAGCGGGGAAAAAAAAGAAAUAAGUAAAUGUGAAACUACAAACUUACCACCGAAUAACAUGUAAUGUUCUUCUCGAUUGAACCAAACACGGCCUUCCAUAGAGCAAACGUUCCGAGGAGACUGAAUAAUUUUUCCUUUUUUUUUUUCUUCGUUCGUCUGUCUGUAUGCUUGAAACGCGUACAUAUGAUUAUUUUUCACGGUAGAAACAGCAACAAGAAAAAUAGAAAAUGAUAGAAAGAGAGAAAAAGAGAGAGAAAAAUCAGAGAACGACUGACCGAUCGAUCCGUGAACGAUCGGCGAUAGAAAUCUUUUUUGUCACUUGAUGCUCUAUAUUUUUGACGAUCGUUUAGUAUGUAAUUAGUAUUUACUUAGAUUAAGUAUCGUUGCGACGGAAUGAUUCAGUAUUUAUUACUUAUUAAUAUUGUAAUUAGCGUUAUAGAUGAUGAGAAGUAUUGAUUAUUAUGUACAAUUAAAGGGACAUCAAUCAA
Molecule: messenger RNA, 3404 nt
Organism: Osmia bicornis bicornis
Lineage: Eukaryota; Metazoa; Arthropoda; Insecta; Hymenoptera; Megachilidae
Product: prohormone-2-like
Exons: 9
Coding region: 231-1298 (355 amino acids)
Source: RefSeq, a predicted model, not a curated record